This is a messenger RNA of Clonostachys rhizophaga, 1152 nucleotides long. The record is from the annotation of a GenBank genome assembly. Lineage: Eukaryota; Fungi; Ascomycota; Sordariomycetes; Hypocreales; Bionectriaceae.
AUGCCUGAUAAGGUCCUCGACGACAUUUCCCACCGGAGGUAUAACCCGCUCACAGACAGCUGGCUGCUCGUCUCCCCACACCGGACAAAGCGCCCAUGGCAAGGCCAGCAUGAAGCUGCUGUGGAAAGCGAGCUUCCAGAGUACGAUGCUAAAUGCUACCUCUGCCCUGGGAACUCUCGCGCAGCAGGAGAUCGUAAUCCCCAGUAUGAAAAGACGUUUGCAUUUGUAAACGACUACAGCGCUGUCAAGGAGCAGCAGCCCGACUAUGAGAACAACCCCUCAUCCGACGAUCCUGAGUCCUGGCUCUUGCAAGCCCAAGGCGUCAAGGGCGUCUGCUACGUCCUCACCUUCUCCCCCAAGCACCACCUGACCCUGGCCGACUUGCCCGGCAAGGACAUCCUCCCCAUCGUAGAGCACUGGACCCGCAUCUACGCCAACCACCUCUCCGCCGCCAGCCCGCUCGCCAAGCUCGCCCAGGAGCUCGACCUCUCCCUAGAACCCCAGGACGCCCCCGUCCCCAAGGACGAGUACCGCUACAUGCAAAUCUUCGAGAACAAGGGCGCCGCCAUGGGCUGCUCGAACCCCCACCCCCACUGCCAGGUCUGGACGACCUCCACCCUCCCCGAGGAGCCGGGCAAGGAGCUUCGGCAGAUGAGCAAGUACCGCUCCUCCCACGGCGGGCGCCACCUCCUGCAGGACUACGUCGAGCUCGAGCUGAAGAAGGGCGAGCGCGUCGUCUGGCACAACGACACCUUCGCCGUCGUCUGCCCCUGGUGGGCCAUCUGGCCCUUCGAGGUCGUCAUCAUCGCCAGGAGCCACCUCCGCUCCCUCGUCGACUUGUCGGCAGCCCAGCGGCUCCACCUCGCCGAGGCCAUCCAGGAGGUCGCGCGGCGCUACGACAACCUCUUCGGCACCAGCUUCCCCUACAGCUCGGGACUGCACCAGGCCCCGCUCGCGGGGUCCGAGGAGGAGGUCGAGAGCUCGUACCUGCACAUGCACUUUUACCCGCCGCUGCUGCGGUCCGCGACGGUGAGGAAGUUCCUGGUCGGGUACGAGCUCAUGGCCGAGCCGCAGCGGGACAUCACGCCCGAGCAGGCGGCAGCCCGGCUGAGGGAUUGCGGUGGGCCGCUGUACCGUGGGAAGGUCGCAUGA